UAACGGUCAAUUUUCCUAUUUUCGCGCCACAUGAAACAAUACCCACAACUGUCUCUAUCUUAUCUCUAUACUCUCUUCUCCAAACUGUACCCAAUAAAAAAAUGUUUAUUUUAUAUGAUUAUUUUGUUUUUCAAACCAAAAUUUUUGUUUCUGAACCAAUCUUUAUCUAUCUAUGAAGUUAAUCAGAUAAAGUUUUUAAUUUCUGAGCAAGAAGGUUUGUUGUGAAAAUUUUGGAUUCCCGGUCGUCUUCCUUGUCAGUGAGGAGAAGCAAUAAUAAUAAUAAUAAUAAAAGACUGAAUUUUCCUAGGAAUCAAAAGCAGCCACCACAAAGAUGUCGAGGAGACGACGAAAGCCAUUGCACACUUGUGGAGUUUUACUCUCUACACUUGCAUGUAAAGCCUACACAAAAGCUCGAGAUAUCAAAGGACCAAUAGGAUCAAUGACGAAAAAGAUUAUCACAAUGGCCACACCAACAAUACCAUUUGUCCAUGCCUUGCAAUAUCAAUGGCUAGCAGUUCUCUCCUUCGCCGAUGACCACAUCCUAGUCAUUGAACACAUAAUUGAGACCCUUUUCCCACCAUCAACGCGGUUAUUUGACAAAAUAGACAAGCUUGUCCACUCUGCAGAAGCUCUACCUGCAAAAUUUGACAAUGCAGUGAUCAAAUUCCCUUCAAUUAUACACCAAAUUCCAUUUCUAGAUUGGGGGUUGGUCUUUCUGAUAUCGUGGUUGAAUUUUUUUAUAUCUAAGUUGACUCACUGUGGAUCGAACAGUGCAAAGGAGAAGGAAAUUAAGGUUGAUAUAAACUACAAUGAUAUCAAUAAAGAAUCAAAAAAGCCAUCUAUAUUUGCUGCUUCACAAGAUGAGCCUACAAUGGUUACUCAGAGUGAGAAUGUGGGGAGAUUAUCUCCCAUAUCAGAUUUUGAAAAUGAGAGUAUGACAGGUCACACGACAGACAAGUCCGAUGGCAUGAAGUGCAGUUACAAGGAAAUAUUAGAGAAGGGUAAAAAGGGAAAUGCAGAAAAGAAAGAAGAUGGGUCUGAGGAGGCUAAUCCUACAGCCAACACUAGCGAGACAGGAGAUGUGGAGAACAGCAAGAAUGAUGAAAAUGAAAACACCGGAAAGGAGAAUCCAAUUUUACAACUAUUUGAGGCAAGCUGGCACAUGAAACUGGGGAAAGGAAGUAAACCCAUGAUGCAGCGUUCCCUUUCGUACACAUGACAAAGGAAAGAAUACAAGCAUCAUUAUGGCGUAUCAUAAUUGAAUGUUAGAGCAGUUUCCGAUGUUUUUGUGAUGUGGGUGUGCCAAUGUUUUUUGUAACUAGCAGCUGCCUGUUUUGUGGGUCAGUGUAUAGUCUCUGGGAUUAAGCUUAUCGAUUGAGAACCUACUAUUAAACCAAUAAUGUGUACUUAUUAAAGUGCAUGUCAAAACUAUGUACUUAAGCCAUGGAAAAUAUUAGAGGAGCUUUUAAAGGAAGCUUAAUGUAAGAUUGAUUUCCCUGUGUGUUUUUUUUUC
Camellia sinensis is the source of this 1513-nucleotide messenger RNA. Lineage: Eukaryota; Viridiplantae; Streptophyta; Magnoliopsida; Ericales; Theaceae. The record is from RefSeq and is a predicted model, not a curated record.